AUGACCGGGCAGCAAAGCCUCACCCCUGACCGGGGUCCUGGGCCGGGACCCUCAAGGACGGUGGGCCACAGUGUCCUGCUCCGGGGCUUCUGGCAUGUGACUCACAAGGGCCACCGCUUGCGCAGCGCGUGCCGGGCUCCUGGGAGUGCACAGUCAGUACGUUGCAGACUGUUGCAACCCUGCGGCAGCGAAUGUCAUGACCCCUUGAGACACGGGAGCACCGGGCUCAGGCAGCUGACAGACUUUGGACGCAUCACCCUCAUUCUCAGGCUUCGGGGCUCUUCAGUGCAGCCACGGGGCAGGAAGCCAGGCCGGUGGCCACUGUCCCUUGGAAUCCCACUUCUCAGGUGGUGGAUCAGGAAGCACCAGCCGCUGCCAGCCGUGUCGUUGCAAGGGAAGCAGAACAUGAUCCGGUGCCUGGAGGUCGAGGUGGAGAACCGCUACUGGCUGGGCAUGCCCCACCUGACCGCUGAGCACGGCCACGCCGCGGUGCGAAGGGCAGAAGCCUUCGAGGCCAUCAAGGCAGCCACCACUUCCAAGUCCCCCCCCCCACCUCACAUUUGUUGUGGACCAGCUCAACCAUCUCAGUGUCACCAAGGAACGGUCCUAACCCUGAGCUAUCACCUCUUGAUUUUAUAGAUCAACAGGGCUGCCCUGACUUUACCUGGUCCUGGAACUGAAAAACUAGCUCCUAUAAAAAUGUAAGCCUUUGGACCAGUCUUAUUAAAAAAAACUUGAGCAUA
Molecule: messenger RNA, 743 nt
Organism: Lemur catta (Ring-tailed lemur)
Lineage: Eukaryota; Metazoa; Chordata; Mammalia; Primates; Lemuridae
Exons: 3
Coding region: 1-639 (212 amino acids)
Biological process (GO): mitochondrial translation
Cellular component (GO): mitochondrial ribosome
Molecular function (GO): structural constituent of ribosome
Source: RefSeq, a predicted model, not a curated record